Molecule: messenger RNA, 1469 nt
Organism: Delphinapterus leucas (beluga whale)
Lineage: Eukaryota; Metazoa; Chordata; Mammalia; Artiodactyla; Monodontidae
Gene: ADAP2
Product: ArfGAP with dual PH domains 2
Biological process (GO): positive regulation of GTPase activity; heart development
Cellular component (GO): plasma membrane; intracellular membrane-bounded organelle; cytoplasm
Molecular function (GO): GTPase activator activity; phosphatidylinositol bisphosphate binding; phosphatidylinositol-3,4,5-trisphosphate binding
Source: RefSeq, a predicted model, not a curated record
ACCUGCGGGCGAAGGCGCUGACCAUGGGCGGCCGCAGGCAGGGGGGCGGCCGGACUGAGCCCUGCUGAGCCCGCGGGGCCGGCCAUGGGUGACCGCGAGCGCAACAAGAAGCGGCUGCUGGAGCUGCUGCGGGCGGCAGGCACUGGCAACGCGCACUGCGCCGACUGCGGGGCGGCAGAUCCCGACUGGGCCUCUUACAAGCUGGGCAUCUUCAUCUGUCUGAACUGCUCCGGAGUCCACCGCAACUUCCCAGACAUCAGCAAAGUGAAAUCUGUGAGACUUGACUUCUGGGACGACAGUAUUGUGGAGUUUAUGACCCACAAUGGGAACCUCCGAGUGAAGGCCAAGUAUGAAGCCAGAGUCCCUGCUUUCUACUAUAUCCCCCAGGCCAACGACUGCAUGGUCUUAAAGGAACAAUGGAUUCGAGCAAAGUAUGAGAGACAGGAGUUUAUGGCUGAGGGGAAAACAAUCUCACCCCCAGGUAACCGAGAAGGGUUCCUAUGGAAGCGGGGAAGGGACAACGCACAGUUCCUGAAAAGGAGGUUUGUGCUCCUGGCAAGAGAAGGCCUCCUGAAGUACUACACUAAAGAAGAGGGUAAAGAGCCCAAAGCUGUCAUCAGCAUCAAGGACUUGAAUGCCACCUUCCAGACAGAGAAGAUAGGGAACCCCCACGGGCUGCAGAUCACCUACCGAAGAGAGGGCCACGUCAGGAACCUGUUUGUGUAUCACGAGAGUGGGAAGGAGAUAGUGGACUGGUUCAAUACCCUCCGUGCAGCCCGUCUCCAAUACCUAAAAAUGGCCUUUCCUGAGCUCCCGGAGCCUGAGCUUGUGCCCCUCAUCACCAGGAACUACCUCAAGCAAGGCUUCAUGGAAAAGACUGGUCCAAAGCAGAGAGAGCCUUUCAAGAAAAGGUGGUUUGCCCUGGAUCCCCAGGAGCGGAGGCUGCUCUAUUACAAGAACCCGCUGGAUGCCUUUGAGCAGGGCCAGGUAUUUCUCGGGAGCGAUGAGCAGGGGUACCAGGUGUAUGAAGAUCUGCCUAAGGGCAUCCGAGGGAAUCGCUGGAAAGCCGGCAUCACCGUCGUCACCCCGCAGCGGAGAUUCAUCUUCACCUGCCCCAGCGAGAAGGAGCAACGCGAAUGGAUGGAGAGUUUUCGGGAUGUCCUCUCCCGCCCCUUGACACCCCUCAACCUCCUCACUGCAUCAACAGAGAGUGGCUACAGCAGCAGGUGACCCACUGGCCAGCCAGCGCACCUGGUGGGAAGGAGAAGUUUCCACCUUGGCCUUGGGGGCCCCGCAGGAGUGCCCCACAGUCGGCAGCUAUCACGGGCUGUGAACUCUGCCAAGACCGAAGCUUUGGCCUUUAUCUGCCGGCUCUCUGGGCUUCCCUGCUACCCAGCUCUGGGGGUCUGAGGAUCUGGUAAAUGUCCUCAGGGCCCAGGACAUCUGAAAUGAAGGCACUGCAAUGGAAA